Penicillium riverlandense is the source of this 1242-nucleotide messenger RNA. RefSeq lists its product as uncharacterized. The record is from RefSeq and is a predicted model, not a curated record. The transcript is spliced from 2 exons. The coding region runs from base 1 to 1242 and encodes 413 amino acids. Lineage: Eukaryota; Fungi; Ascomycota; Eurotiomycetes; Eurotiales; Aspergillaceae.
AUGCGUUUCACCACCGCCUUCCUCUCCACGCUCGUCCUUUCUGGCACCGCGCUCGCUGGCCCGUCUCAGGUAUCUACUUCAUCUACCGGAAGUGCUCCGACGCAAACGCCUGAGGCUAACGCUGUCAAGCCUGCUAGCAACGGCGCUGGUGGUAUUGUUGGCGGCAUUCUCGGCGGCGGUAACUCUGACACCAACGCCGCCACCCAAAGCACUGGUGGUGACACUACCAGCACCAGCACUAGCAGUGGAUAUCCUUCUGAGACUACUCCCCCUGGUGGUCUGGCUGGCAUUCUGAAUCCUAGUGGAACGCUCCUGGAUGGGCUCGGUGGCCUCACCAAUGAGCUUAAUGGUCUCAAGGGCCUGCUCUCGCCCACUCUUCUGGAGGAUAUCGAGUCCUUCUUCCACCACGUUGCCUACCUUUUGGAUGACAAGGGCACGGACCAGACCAAGUCUCUGAUCAGCGCCGCCUCUGAACUCCUGACCCCGAAGAGGGUUACCCAGCUGAACUCGCUGCUCGAUCUCCUCACGCCUGCUCUCGUCGACCAACUCAAGGAACUCCUCACCCCGGAGACAAUCAAGGAGCUUUCCAACCUUUUGACCAACGCCAGCAACCUCCUCACCCCCGAAUCCGUCAAGGAGAUCAACGGCCUCCUCAAGAGCGCCACCACCUUGUUGACCCCUGAGGUUGUGUCGGAAUUGAAGUCUCUCUUGACCCCGGCGACCAUCAAGGAGAUCAACUCUCUCCUGAUCAACGCCAACAACCUGUUGACUCCUUCUUCGGUCAAGGAAAUCAACGGACUUCUCUCUGGAGCCAGCGAGUUGCUCACUCCCGCCGUUGUCGGUAAUCUGAAGUCCCUGCUCCAGAGCCUGGGCCCUAUCAUGCCCGAGCUCAAGAGCUUCCUCCAGCCGGGGACUUUCAAGGAGCUGUCUGGUCUGCUCUCUAACGCCAAUGCUCUGUUGACUCCUGCGUCCGUUAAGCAAAUUAGCGGUCUCUUGGCCAACGCGAACAGCCUGCUGACCCCUGAUGUCGUCGGUGACUUGAAGUCGCUGCUGGGAGCCUUGACUCCGAUCAUGCCCGAGCUCAAGUCCUUCCUGAAGCCCGCGACUUUCUCGGAGCUGGGUGCCUUGCUGGGCAACGCCAACGACCUGUUGACCGGCAAGUUUGUCCACGAGACGUCCACUCUCAUUGAGGACGUUUCCGACUUGCUGCCGACUCUCAUGAAGCUGCUGGGUUCGAUGUAA